Molecule: messenger RNA, 2409 nt
Organism: Pneumocystis carinii B80
Lineage: Eukaryota; Fungi; Ascomycota; Pneumocystomycetes; Pneumocystales; Pneumocystaceae
Exons: 6
Coding region: 1-2409 (802 amino acids)
Biological process (GO): regulation of DNA-templated transcription
Molecular function (GO): DNA binding
Source: RefSeq, a predicted model, not a curated record
AUGAGAGGAAAAGGAUUAAUCAAGAUUACAGACGAUGAUGAUAUUGAGCGGAGUCAAGAAUAUAAUGAGUUUAUUAAAGAAUUAGAGGCAUAUCAUAUAAAACGGGGUACAGGAACAUUUGUGCGUGAACCGAUUAUUGGACCUCAUCGGAUUGAUUUACUGAAAUUAUAUAAACGAGUGAUUGAACUGGGGGGAUAUGAUAAGGUAUCAUCAGAAAAAUCAUGGUGGAAAAACCUUUCAAACCAUUACAAACUUCCACCUAUGUCGAAUGCGGGAUAUCUUUUGAAAUCAAUCUAUUACAAGAACUUGGCUGCAUGGGAAAUGGAAAAACAUUGGAAAAAGACGCCACCGGCACCAGAACAUCUUGAAUUUCAAACGGCAAAAGGAGGAGAUAUUAUGACAAGAACAGCGGAAAAUUAUCAAGUAACGACUAAGGAAGAUGUGCGACCGGAUUCAUCAUCAUCACCUAUGCCAUUAGUAAGAAAUUUAAGAGCAGCGCCAGUUCCAAGAACGUUUUAUCAACCGGAUGAACGAUUAACACAAGCGAGAUCAGCGCUUCAAAAACAAGCACAACAACAAUUACAAAUGCAAGCACAACAACAACCUUUUUCAACGCAUUUUGCUACGUUAACCUUUCCCGAGAAUGUAAAUAAUAAAUUGCAACCACAACCAGUCAUUACGCCUGCAAAUACACAUGCAUUAGAAUAUCUAAGGAAUAGUACGUACGGAUCUCAAAAUGGAGCAAAAAUUGGAGCGGGUAUCCAAGGUGCACCAUUUAUGGUUCGAAUUGCGCUUGCGCUUAAAUCAGGUUUAGUAUCAGAAUUGGAUUGGGCUUUACAUCAUUUGGUUCGAUUAUCAUAUGAACAAGGUAAUAAUCUUAGGUUUGAUCGUAUUCCAGAUUUAGCAGAAACAUUGAUCAAGAAACUCUAUGAGUUUUUAAAACAAGUAUCAAGGAAAGAAAUGGAAUUCGAUGAGGAAAACGAUGACUGGUCUAUGGAUUAUCAAUCAAGAAAAGCAUUGGAUAAAAUAUUAGAGGCAGCACUUAUUCUUCGUAAUCUUGCAUUACUUUCCGAUAAUGCUAGUUAUUUGGCUCGAUUGGAAAUGACACAUCCUACGUUAGUUUUAGGAAUUAAACAGAUGAACGAUUUUUCUUUCAUAGAAUUAAAGCAUUAUUGUAUGGAUAUUAUUGAGGCAGUCAGUUUUUAUACAAUUAUUAAUGAUGAAAACGAUGAUCUUUAUUUAAGUUUAUGUGAACUUUUACAAUGUGACGAUAGAGCCAUGUUAAUUGGAGCCUUAAGAGCACUUGCACGAUUAGCGCUUCAUGAUACAAAUAAUCGAUUGCUUCAAAAUAUUUCACCUUAUAUACUUUAUAGAGUGAGGUUAUUGUUAAGUUUAGAUGAUGAAGAACUUUUAGGUUCUGCUUUAGAUUUCAUGUACCAAUAUACAACGUAUAAAGCGAAUACGCAAAGUAUAUUGGAACUGGAGGAUAUUCAUGAUUUAAUCGAUCAAUUAGUAAGAUUAAUGAUGUUUCAGGCGGAAGAGAAAGAGACCCAUGUAUCAUUGUCUACAGACAUUAAACAAUACAUACCUACUGGUCCUCCUCCAUUACCCGCAGAAAUUGUUCAAGAAUUAUUAGGAUUCGGAGAACCUGAUAGAGCGGUUAAAUGGAUGCGUGUUUGUUAUCAAGAAAGUUCGAACGAUGAUAUAACACAAAUGCAUUUAUGGCAAUCCUAUCAAGCAAGAUUUUCACCUUUUAUUGCAGCCGGAAGACCUCUUCUUUCUGCAGCAGAUUUAAUUAAAAUAGCUAGUCGUGCAUUUCCAAAGGCUAAAGCAAUGGUAUUAAAUGCACCUGAAGGACAAAAUUUUAUUAUUAGAGGAGUUCGUCCACGUGAAAUUGCAAUUUCAAUCAAAGGAGAAAGUUAUGUUUCCUGUAAAUGGGUAGUUGAAACAAAUGAUUCUGGCAUUUGUGGAUCUCAAUUUCCAAAUUCACAAGAGCUAUUCAAACAUAUCAUUGAUCAUCAUUUACCCGAGGUUCGUUUACUUUCAUCCUCAGCACCGCCUUUAGUUUGUAAAUGGUUUGAUUGCACUCGGUUUACAUUACCAGGAGAGAAAGAUCGUUUUAUCGUAUUAUCUCAUCUUAGAACACAUAUACCGGAUAAGUUAACGCAAUUCGUCUCAUCCAGUUUAUGGGAAAAUAUCUCUAUACAUACAAAAACAACUGCUGUCGACGAACGAGGAGAAGCAAUUGGUGUAGCAUUAACAGCAACAUUGAUCUUACGGAAUCUAGCGAAAUCUAAACACAGACAAGAUCUUUUUAUUAAUAUUGAAAAUUCUAUUAUUCAUGUUGUAGCCGAAAAUCCUGUAUUAUCUACAUAUUUAUCUGAGCUUUUGGUUGAAAUACGAUGUUAA